ACAGUACACCAAACUCUAUUUAUUCUAGACAAGCAAACAUUUUCCAUUUUACUAUAUAGUUUAAAGAAAAAAAAAAAAAAAAAGAGAAGUAAAGGAAGAUGGUGUUAAUUGAAAAGUUUUGGGAUGAUGUUAGGGCUGGACCUCAACCAGGCAAAGGCCUUGGCAAACUGAGAAAGUCCAUUACUUUAAUUCAACCUCAUGCUAGAGAAUUGCAUAGUGGCAAGGCGGAGUCACCUUUAGCAUCAGAAGGUGGUGAAGGGGAAGGACCAAACAAGAACUAUCAAAGGUCUCUGUCUAUGACGGGUUCGGGCUCAGGGAGCCCGAUAACACCAGGAACCCCGAUGACUCCAAACAGUCGUUCGCCAACGGCGAACGUAUGGAGGAGUGUGUUCGACCCAGGAAGCAACAUUGCCACCAAGAGAAUUGGUGCUGAGGUUUUUGACAAACCUUCUCACCCCAAUGCUCCCACUGUUUAUGACUGGCUUUACAGUGGCAAUACCAGGUCCAAGCAUCAGUGAGAAAUUAAAAAUUCUGGAUUUUGGAUCGUGACAAAUAAGUAUUUCAAUAACGUUACAUGUAAAUAAACGUAUUUUCCUUUUAAUUGACGUGUUAUUUUCUAUAAUGCUACAGGAACAUGGAGAUUAAUUAAUAAACUUUAAUCCUAUGUUUUCUGUUGAUGCAUUAUUAUUAUUAUAAGUAUUAGUAUUAACUAGUAGUACUAAUUAAUAUAUGUGUAAUUAGGUUUUGAUGAAAGCCAACUUGAGUAUAUUAAGUGGCUUUACUAGUUGCUGCUACUUCUACUAUUAUACCAUAAUUAGUAGUAGUAUAUUAGUGUUAUAGUGUUGUUUUGUUAUGUAUUUUGGACAAUAACAAUAAUAAUAAUAAUAAUAAUAAUGUUUAGUA
Molecule: messenger RNA, 903 nt
Organism: Capsicum annuum
Lineage: Eukaryota; Viridiplantae; Streptophyta; Magnoliopsida; Solanales; Solanaceae
Product: dormancy-associated protein 1
Exons: 4
Coding region: 99-518 (139 amino acids)
Source: RefSeq, a predicted model, not a curated record